CUAGCUCGAACCGAAGAAGAAGAGAAACUGCGGCAGGCUCGCGAACAAGAUGAGCAGCAAAGAAGAUUAGAAGAAGAGGCUAGAGAAGCUGCUUUCAGAAACGAGCAGGAGAGAGUAGAGGCUGCAAGGAGGGCAGAAGAGUUGAGAAAGUCAAAAGAAGAGGAGAAACAUAGGUUGCUCAUGGAGGAAGAAAGGAGGAAGCAGGCUGCUAAGCAAAAGCUUCUAGAGUUGGAAGAAAAAAUAUCCAGGAGACAGGCCGAAGCUGCCAAAGGUUGCAGCAGCUCUUCAACCGUUUCAGAGGAUAAAUUCUUAGAUAUUGUUAAAGAAAAAGAGUCUGCAGAUGUUGUUGACUGGGAAGACAGCGAAAGAAUGGUGGAUAGAAUU
This is a messenger RNA of Camelina sativa (false flax), 384 nucleotides long. The record is from RefSeq and is a predicted model, not a curated record. Lineage: Eukaryota; Viridiplantae; Streptophyta; Magnoliopsida; Brassicales; Brassicaceae.